Malassezia japonica is the source of this 1230-nucleotide messenger RNA. RefSeq names its product WD repeat-containing protein jip5 (gene JIP5). The transcript is spliced from 2 exons. Lineage: Eukaryota; Fungi; Basidiomycota; Malasseziomycetes; Malasseziales; Malasseziaceae. Gene Ontology annotation, molecular function: protein binding. The record is from RefSeq and is a predicted model, not a curated record. Bases 1 to 1230 code for a protein of 409 amino acids.
AUGGACAUUGCGCUGUCUUCGGAUGCGCUGGACGUCUCGUUCCAUCCUGGGGAGGAUGAGAACUUGCUCGCUGUCGGGCUGAUCAGCGGCAAGGUCCAGCUAUUCGACUAUAGCGCCAUGUUGGACGAGGAUGGAGACGAGACUUCUUCGAAGCGCAAGUACAAGCGCCUGUGGAACGUGCGCACUUCGCACAAGAGCUGCCGCGGCGUGUCGUUCGAUGAUACAGCGUCAAACCUGUACUCAAUUUCAAAGGACCGCUCGCUCCUCUCCAUCGAUCCGCUCACCGGGCAGGUCAAGAUGCGGGUGAACAAUGCGCAUGACUCCGCUCCCUCGCGUGUGCUCCCGAUCGAUACUAAUCUCGUGGCGACCGGAGACGACGACGGUGUAGUGCGUCUUUGGGAUCCCCGGUCAGCGAAGGAGGACUCGGCGCCGAUUCAGUCCUACGACCACCAUUUUGACUGGAUCACAGACAUGCUGUGGUGCACGCACCUCGACGCGCCACGCACGCGCAGCAAGGACGAGCCUCCGAAGCGGAAACGUGCCGAACCGAGCGACGGUGACGGCCGCAGCCGGCUGGUCUGCACAAGCGGCGACGGAACGCUGAGUGUGAUUGACGUGCGCGCCAAGAAGAAGGCCGUCGAAGUGAGCGACGACCAGGAGGACGAACUGCUGUCGAUUGCUGCGAUUCGAGGCGGAAAGAAGCUCGUUGUCGGCACACAGCUCGGCAUUCUUUCUUUGUGGGCGCCGUCGCGUGGCUUGCUCGACCACGUCGACCGGUUCCCUGGCCACCCGUCGAGUGUCGACACGAUCUGCACGCUUGACGACGAUACCGUACUCACAGGAUCUUCUGAUGGGCUUGUGCGUGUCGUCCAGCUCUUUCCGCACAAGCUACUGGGCAUUGUCGCGGACCACGACGGGAUGCCCGUCGAAGUCAUGCGCCGCAAAGGCAAUCUGAUUGCCAGUUUGGGCCACGGCAGCGAGUGCAAGCUCACGGAUCUUCGCCCGCUCCUUGAGGGGGACGAGGAGGAGGAGGACGACGAGGAGGACGAGGUCAUUCUGCGCCAGUCCGAGACCAUCGCACGCAGCACCGAGGCGAGCGACGAAGAUAGCAGCGACGAGGAGAGCGACGCGCCGCCUCUGCAGCGCCGCCGCAACCUGCCGCCGCCCGCCGCCGCCGCCGAGGCGCAGGAUACCGAAGCGGACGCCAAGGCGUUUUUUGCGGAUAUGUAG